GCCCAUAUUCAGUAUUCUUUAUAUUUUGGGUGUGUUUUAGAAGUAGCAGCAUUAUUCGACAUUUUUCUGACACAUGGUUGUGUUCUAGUAUUUAAGCUAUUAUACUUUACUCAGCAUGUUUUAGUAUUAAUGCUGUAGUAGAAACCACAUGCAAAUAGACUUCAUUUUAUCACUCUUUUGGAUGAAAACAUAUGCUAUCAUUUCUGCUUUAUUUUGCCAGAUAAUUCAGUGUGUGUCUAAAAUACAAGUGCCUUCAACAGGUACAGGUGUUCACCCAUUAAAAUGAUAAGAUGCCUGUAUGUUAGGGCUUUUAGCAAUAAACUCAGGAACCCGAGGAGAAUUUUUUUUUUAGCAUUUUGAAUUCUAAUCAUAAUUCUGCUUAGAAUCUCAUUAAAGGGCUGCAGAACUGUUUGGGUACAAAAUUGGCACCUUGUCAAGAACUCAAGGUCGGCUGUGCUUGGAGAAGCCUUAAGAAGGAGAUCUGAUCUCCAAGGCAGCAAGGUUAGAAGGUCACUUCUUACCUUUCCCUAUUUUCCCUACCAUCCAAAGUGGUACAACACAAUCCUCUCUAUACGACUGCUCAGAAAGAAUAAUUGGAAUUUACUUAGCAGCAAACAACAUAGCUAAUAAAUUCAAACUGCCUUGAAUAUAAUUCCUUGGUUAUUUUAACUUGGUAGGGUAGAUUUAACUUGCUAGAUUUUCCAUUCAGUAUAGUGUAGUCAAGAGCAAGUCUGCCUGUCAGAUUCUAGGUAUUUUUUUAAAAGAUGUACCCCAUACCGUUUGGGUUUCAAAUCCGUAGCGCAAUCUUUACAGUGCCCUCCCUCUCUCCCUGGUUUAGAAAAGCUGCUCAGUAUUUCCAUCCAGAAAAAUUGGAGCCUCGUUAUUUGACAGAAGACGAAUACCGGGAACAAGGAGAAACAGAGACCGUGAAGGCCCUGGAGGAGUUGCGCGUAUUCUGCAGGAAUCCCACUUUCCCCUCUUGGGUAGCGGUGGUCAAACUGCAAUCUCCACAAAAGUUUGCAAACUUUGUUCUAGGUUCCCCUCAUGUAUCUGCUGAAGAAAUGACAGCCCACGAGGCACAGUAUGGCAUUGGAGGAGUCCUCCUGGAGCAACAGCUUUUCUACCAAGAGACACAGGCAGAACCAGAGCCCCUAAACGCUUCUCCUGAGGUGGAGGAGAGAAACAAAGAAGAGGGACUGAGACGAUUACAAUCAAACAUCCGGCAUUUCCAUAGUAGAGAAUUUCUUUGAGCUGCUGUCCAGAUCAGCAAAAAACAGGCAAUAACAUGCUUUUCUGAACUGUAGAGGGCAGUCAAGACAUUUUGAAGCAUAACUUCAUUGGUUUCCAGGAAGCGGUUAAGUUUGCAAACCCAUCAUGAUUAGAGUUAUGUAAGAAGGGAAUCCGUGCACAUCUGAACAAUACCGGAUUUAGCCAACGCCUCUGCUUAGAAGCACCAUUUGCUGAAGGUUUGACGAGGCAGCCUGUGGAGGGCUGGAGCACGGAAUUCUUCUCAAUUGUUCUGCCAAUUUACAAGGCU
Molecule: messenger RNA, 1537 nt
Organism: Thamnophis sirtalis
Lineage: Eukaryota; Metazoa; Chordata; Lepidosauria; Squamata; Natricidae
Source: RefSeq, a predicted model, not a curated record